CUAACUUUCUGAUUCAAUUCAAAAUGAACCAAACCUCUCCUUGACUACAAUGUGGAUACACUCAGACAAUUCAAACAUGAGAGGCCUGUUUCAUUUCACGGAAAGCCUAUUAACUAGCAGUGAUCUGAGAUUUCACGGUAUAUUAGCCCCUGCAGUUCCCCUCAGGUUUACUGCCGAGUACAUUUCCAGAUUUCUCUGGACAGGCAACCAUCCUACCUAUUUUUCCGGUGCCGUGGUACAGUCCCAGCUUUUCUGUAUGGCGCUGCAUCACCUGGAUGCUGCUAGAACAUCCCUCUGUGGGUGAGGGAGGGGUAUCUGCACAAGUCUCAACUGCGUUGUUUUGGGAUUACAUCACUGUAUCGUCAGAGCGUGUUCAGUCUGAGCAGUCAAGAAGAGCCCAGUCAGUCUGAGGCUCCUGCACAGUUUAAUUAGACUCUGCAAGAACUACCGCACCAAGAAAGAAGACACCGCAGGGUCCAUUUGACUGGUCGGCACACAGACUAAGACAGCCUUCUGCAGGACGACAGGCGGGCAUCAUGACACAGGGCAAGCUGACACUUGCAAACAAGACCACCAAUGGCUCGUCCAGUGGACAGGCCUUAGUGGCACCAGCUCCUCCCAGCUAUGAGGAAGCCACUGCAGGCACCAGUGCUCCUUGCUACAAUGAUGUUGAGAUGCUCACAGAGUUCACCUGGGAUGAUCGAAACAUCAGGAGGGUCUUCAUCCGUAAGGUGUAUGCCAUCUUGAUGAUCCAGCUUUUGGUCACUCUCGCUAUUGUGGCUCUUUUCACAUUUUGUGACCCUGUGAAGGAUUACAUUCAGUCCAAUCCUGGGUGGUACUGGGCCUCUUAUGCUGUGUUCUUUGUCACAUAUCUGACACUCUCUUGCUGCUCUGCACCAAGGAGACAGUUUCCAUGGAAUCUGAUUCUGCUUACCAUCUUCACCCUGUCGCUCUCGUACAUGACGGGAAUGUUGUCCAGCUUUUAUAACACCAAGUCAGUAGUGAUGGGUGUGGGCAUCACAGCAGCAGUCUGUCUCCUGGUCACCAUCUUCAGCUUCCAAACUAAGCUUGAUGUGACAUCAUACCAAGGCGUGCUCUUCGUCUUCUGUAUGGUCAUGUUUAUCUCCGGACUGGUGCUGGCAAUCGUCCUCCCCUUUCAAUAUGUACCCUGGCUGGAUGCCAUCUAUGCUGUCUUGGGGGCAAUACUGUUUACCAUGUUCUUGGCAUUUGACACCCAGCUCCUCAUGGGGAACAAGCGCUACACCAUGAGUCCAGAAGAGUACGUGUUCGCCACUCUGAACAUCUACCUAGAUAUCAUCUACAUCUUCUCCUUCUGCCUCCAAAUCUUUGGAACAAAACAAGAGUAAACCAUCGCCACACCUUUCUCACCUGCAGACAGGUCAUGCACCAGUGUCGCAGUUUAGGCAGACAUGAUAAGAGUCUUUUAAAAUUCUGGUGAUUGUGGUGACAAUGAUUCCAGUUGUAACAGCUUAAUUUUUUUUUUAUUUAUUUUUUGCCUGAUACUGAUAUGGUCAUGAACACUUUGUGAAUUUCUUCUACGACGAUACAUGUCAAUAGAACAGCCAAAAUGUCAAUAACCUUUCCCUCCUCUCUAGCAUGUAAUGAAUCCACACCAUAGGAUUAGCUUACUAGCUUUACCAGCCAGAAACAUUCAGUCAUCUGUGAUUGUACAUUUAAUGUAGAUAAAACGAUAAAACAUACUGUGAGUGUUCAUCCGAAGCUGUAUGGGUGUCUUUAUAUCCAUGCCUGCCUAGAUAUCACAAAUCUUCUGCAAACAACACAUGUCAGUGCUCCUUCAGAGGUUUAAGAUCUAUAAUACAUUAUGCAUGACUCUUGAAAGAAGUCCUGACUAUGCCAUGUAUAGUCAUGCCAUCAUUUAACUGUUGUUGUGGGUGUGUAUCUAGGGACUGAAAGCACAAGAGUUAAGUUAAAAAAAAAACAAAGAUUUUGGUGUGUUUUUGAUUAUAUCCUAAGUUUUGUCAAUACUCUGAAUUACAAGAAACACCUUUAGGGGGUAAGUGACAUGUUUUUCUGGCCUUUGGAUGACAAUCUGUAUUUGGGAUGUUGGUACUCAUCUCUGCCUUGAUUUGUUGCUCAGAUUCAUUGUAUACUGUGUUGUUUACAUGUUAAUCUUUGCUCCAUUUAGCUGUUUAUUAUUAGAGUGUCAUUUGUCUCUGAUUUUGAACCCGAAAUGAAUGAAGACUGCUGAGACUUUUUUUCAUGAAAAUUUGCACAUAACUUUAUUGUUGGCAUUUUUGUUUUGGGUUUUGAUAUUAUUUAAAAAUGUAUUGGAUUUAUUUAAAUCUGAAUUAUCUGAAUUUAUUUUAAAACAUUGAAUUUGAAGUGGUGACUCAAGAUAAUUAAAUCAAAACAUGAUAGCGCCAUAGAUGUAUGGAUUUACUGUAAUUUUGAUAAAGAAUGCUUUUGUGGAAGGGCUUGAAUGCUAGAGUUCAUUACACUCUAACUUUAUUUUUUUAUGACCAAAUGAUAUAAUUCAGAAAGUGUGUGACAUAAAAUGGUGAGUUUGAAGCUUGAAAUAAAUUUGUAAGUGUUCUAAAGUGCACUUGGAUUAUGUUUAUUUGAUGACACUGAUGCAGUAAACGGUUUUCAAAGAGCCCUGCAUUUCACCAUAGGACUGGUGUUGCUGUAUCAAUUUAUUAAAUGGUGAAUGUGUAUGAAUGCUCUCACUGGUUCUCUUUGAUGUAAUAAAUAAUAUUCUUUAAAGCCUCUACA
Messenger RNA from Scatophagus argus, 2754 nucleotides. Its product is annotated as protein lifeguard 2-like. Gene Ontology annotation, biological process: negative regulation of apoptotic signaling pathway. Gene Ontology annotation, cellular component: Golgi apparatus; endoplasmic reticulum; membrane. NCBI's taxonomy places the organism in Eukaryota, Metazoa, Chordata, Actinopteri, Scatophagidae. The transcript is spliced from 12 exons. The record is from RefSeq and is a predicted model, not a curated record. The coding region runs from base 537 to 1367 and encodes 276 amino acids.